UCUGCAGGCUCGGCCAAUGGGGAGGCGGGAGGGCGGAAACGACGCCGCAGCCAUGCCGGGCGCCGCCGAGCGUGGGUCCGAGCUGUCGGAGCAGAUCGAGGCGUUCGUGGCGCAGCUGCGGGGCGGCGGCGAGAGGCCGCGCUCCGAGGACACGGCCCGGCAGACGCUGUCGCUGCUGCGGAAGAUCGUGGCGCACGGGCGAUGGAGCCGCGCCGGGGAGCUCAUGGAGUUGAUCCGGAGAGAGGGCCAGAGGAUGACAGCAGCCCAGCCCUCUGAAACGACUGUGGGCAACAUGGUGCGACGAGUGCUGAAGGUCAUCCGGGAAGAGUAUGGCAGGCUACACGGGCGCAGUGAGGAGAGCGACCAGCAAGAAUCCCUGCACAGGCUCCUGACCUCGGGGGGGCUGAGCGAGGAUUUCAGCACCCCUUAUCCUCCUCUCAGAGCUAAUGUGAUUGAAGCUAUUAACGAGCUGCUAAUAGAGCUCGAGGGCACCACGGAUAACAUUGCGAUGCAGGCGCUGGAGCACAUCCACUCCAACGAGGUGAUCAUGACCAUCGGGUACUCGCGCACGGUGGAGGCCUUCCUGAAGGAGGCUGCCCGCAAGCGCAAGUUCCAGCUCAUCGUGGCCGAGUGCGCGCCCUUCUGCCAGGGUCAUGAAAUGGCCGUCCGACUAUCUAAAGAGAACAUUGAGACCACGGUCAUGAGCGACGCCGCUAUCUUCGCUGUCAUGUCUCGAGUCAACAAGGUCAUCAUUGGUACAAAGACGAUCCUGGCCAACGGUGCUCUGAUCGCGGUGAGUGGGACGCACACGCUGGCCCUGGCAGCCAAACACCACUCCACGCCGCUCAUCGUCUGCGCCCCCAUGUUCAAGCUCUCGCCGCAGUUCCCUAAUGAAGAAGAUUCAUUCCACAAGUUUGUGUCACCACAGGAAGUGCUGCCAUUCACAGAAGGGGAGAUCCUGGCAAAGAUCAACGUUCACUGCCCAGUGUUUGACUAUGUCCCUCCAGAGCUCAUUACUCUCUUCAUCUCUAACAUUGGGGGCAACGCGCCUUCCUACAUCUACCGCCUCAUGAGUGAGCUCUACCACCCAGAUGACUAUGAACUCUAACACCAUGAGGCAUGUCACUCUCCAGACUCCUCCUAUCUUUCCCUUUGGGAAGACACAGCAGCUAAUUAAAGUGUACGUCACAAAGAGGUGUUGCUGUUGGGAAUCGGUGGGGAAUUUGCUCAGCAAGUCUUUCCUACCCAAAAGCAACCGCAGGCAGAGCUCUCGUACAGAUAUUGAUCCCUGUGCUGGGUUACCAACCACGUGCAGCUGCUAACCCACUUGGAUUCUGACACAGCAAGGCAUACGUGUCACUCUCGGGGGCAGCUAAGCUGUUCCUUCCAAGUAUGCUGCAAUAAAGGCCGUUUACAGUGAGGUCACUGUUAAGCAGUUUUCCAUAUUCAGUUAUUUUGUUUAAGUAGCGGGAAUAUUACCAGCAUGAAAGAAGAGUUGCCUGUACCCAUGAUGCGGGCUCCAAGGUUUGCUUUCACAUGUGAACGUGACAGGAAUCCACUGGCAUCUUCAAAAGGGGAUUUUGGGUUUCUUGGUAGAAUUUUCUAUUUUUGGUGAGUUGCUGAAAUGAAAACCAGCUUUUUGUAGAAUGCUGGCGUAGAAAUGCCAUUCUUGAUGAAAGAAUGUCCCAUCAGCUAACUUGUCCACCUCUGUCAGAAGGCAGAGAUCAAGCUCUUGCUUCACUUACUGUAAUCAAAGGGUCUUUCCCCUCCUGUACUACACUUGAGUGAUUAUUCUUCUUGGGUGGAUGUAUCUCAUUUGGAAAGUCCAUGAUUUUUGUGAGGGGCAGCAUGGACUGUCUUAAAAAUGGGCCAGUCCGAUAA
Molecule: messenger RNA, 1881 nt
Organism: Colius striatus (speckled mousebird)
Lineage: Eukaryota; Metazoa; Chordata; Aves; Coliiformes; Coliidae
Gene: EIF2B2
Product: eukaryotic translation initiation factor 2B subunit beta
Exons: 8
Coding region: 17-1108 (363 amino acids)
Biological process (GO): translational initiation
Cellular component (GO): eukaryotic translation initiation factor 2B complex
Molecular function (GO): translation initiation factor activity; guanyl-nucleotide exchange factor activity
Source: RefSeq, a predicted model, not a curated record